AUGAGCCCUCUCUCAGCCUCGGCCUCUCAACUAUCGUUUAGUUCACCUGUUUCCCGGUCUUCCCGGUCGCCAUCGGGGAACAUAAGACUUCCUGGACUCCUCGGCCAGUCAUCCGUUGUCGCAAGCCCGGUCGAGUCCGUAAGAAGCAUUGCCUCAUUCUUUACGAAGCUGCGGUCUCCGCCGAGACAUUCCGAGUUUUAUUUGCAGGAUGAAUUAUCUGUCUUCCUGGUAGACGGGGUGUUAUUCCGUGUACAUCGCUUUUUUUUGCAGCGCGAGUCGGAUGUGUUUCGCACUAUGUUUGUGUGUCCUCCAACCCAGGACGGUCCUGAAGGACUCACUGACGACAAGCCCAUCGUCCUGCCUGAAGUGACAGUCGCUGAGUUUGAGGCUUUGCUCAAGUUCCUAUACGAUGGGGGUAUCUCACCAUCUCCUUUCUCAACAGCAGACGAAUGGAUCAGACUGCUGUCGAUUGCAACCCGCUAUGCAAUGGAGCGUAUCCGUGCGAGAGCGUUGCAUGAACUAGAGUGCCUCCCACCGCUUGAUCCCAUCCAGAAGAUUGCCCUGGCGCGGAAGCACGACGUACGGGAGUGGCUGUUGCCCUCUUACGUAGCGCUUUGUUUAAGGCGAGAGCCUUUGAAUGUGCUCGAGGCAGUAGAACUUGGGCUGGAGACCAUGGUACUCAUAGCGAUUGGUAGGGAAACUGUAAGGGACCCUGGUACUCUGAGAGAUUUCGAAGACUUAAGGCAGCCACUGGGAUAUGAAGAAUUUAUGACAGCAAUCGUUGCCAACAUAUUUGGAGAUGGGGAGUUCUCGGGUGCUUGA
Messenger RNA from Suillus fuscotomentosus, 822 nucleotides. RefSeq lists its product as uncharacterized. The transcript is spliced from 3 exons. The coding region runs from base 1 to 822 and encodes 273 amino acids. The record is from RefSeq and is a predicted model, not a curated record. Gene Ontology annotation, molecular function: protein binding. Lineage: Eukaryota; Fungi; Basidiomycota; Agaricomycetes; Boletales; Suillaceae.